This is a messenger RNA of Serpula lacrymans var. lacrymans S7.9, 587 nucleotides long. RefSeq lists its product as uncharacterized. NCBI's taxonomy places the organism in Eukaryota, Fungi, Basidiomycota, Agaricomycetes, Boletales, Serpulaceae. The coding region runs from base 69 to 587 and encodes 172 amino acids. The record is from RefSeq and is a predicted model, not a curated record. The transcript has 2 exons.
UCACGCUGGUACCGUAAUACUCGCCCAGCCUUUCACCCAUCGUGCAUUCACUGUCAGACAGCUCUUCCAUGUCUACCUUUCCUUAUCCUUUUGACCCCAAGCAUCGCAUGGGUCUCAAAGACUAUCACAUGACUAAAGACUUCGACUACUUCUAUGACUUGCCCGAGAGCUUGUUUCCUGCCAAAGCCCCUUACAAUCGGCCUCCCAUGUUCCACUUUGGCUAUCCUGCAGAUCUCGCAAAGGUCGAAAAGUGGGCACGCGAGCAUGGCUUUACCAACGACAUGAUCAAGGCAAUAGUCGGAGAGGAUGAUGUCACGGUCGAAGAUUUCCAACGCAUGGUCAGAUUGGCCACAGUAAGGUUUACGUGCAGAGAGGCCACCAAGAUAGCUGGUUUUCCGGUUAAGAUCACGUAUGGCCGAAGGAAAGGUGCAGCUUUCUGGCUCGUUUCGCUUUUUACCAAUAUACUGCCACGUGAAAGCCAAACUGUACCCCUGGUCGUGAUGGAGAUAUCUGAAAAGCUUGCGGGAGGGCCACCGAACUGGUAUCUGGAUGCUACACGGUUCUAUUGGAACUGGCUUAACAUAUAG